Molecule: messenger RNA, 2344 nt
Organism: Leptinotarsa decemlineata (Colorado potato beetle)
Lineage: Eukaryota; Metazoa; Arthropoda; Insecta; Coleoptera; Chrysomelidae
Product: hexamerin 70b
Source: RefSeq, a predicted model, not a curated record
AGUUUGUUCACGAAACAAACAUGAAGAUCUCAUUUGUCUUGCUGGUAUCUUUUGCCACUAUUGCGUUCACCUCCGGACAUGGUGGUGGUUAUAAUGGAAUCAAAAGUAACCACUUCGGUCUUGGUAAUGGACAUGGAGGGAAUGUUAAAUCAGGUCACUUUCAUGGACAUAAGAAGGAUAAUGAGCGGUCCGUCGAGCAAGAUAUUACUCUAGAUCAAAUACCUGAACUAGUUAAGAAGACACAUAUUAGAAAAGCUGAUCAUACUCUGUUGCAAAGACAGAAACAAAUUCUUCACCUUCUGCUUCAUUUGAAACAAAAAUCCCUGAUACCGGAACAUAUCGAGAUUUCCAGGAGUUUCUCCCCGUUAGCAGAGGGUCAUGAAAACCUUUACCUAAAAGAUGACGUUGUUGAAAAGUUCCGUGAGCUCUGGGAAUAUACACCACUUGCCAAAGGAGCGAUAUUUUCCAUUUUUAACAGGGAUCAUUUGAAUCAAGCCAUUGCUUUAAGUAAACUGCUUUACUUUGCCAAAGACUACGAUGUUUUCUACAAGACUGCUGUUUGGGCUAGAAUGAAUGUGAACGAAGGUCUAUUCACUUAUUGCCUCUAUGUAGCGGUUGUUCACCGAUCUGAUACCAAAGGAAUCAUGCUCCCUCCGAUUCAUGAGGUUUCUCCUCACUUGUUCUUCAGUGCUGAUGUCAUUGAGAAAGCUCAAUAUUACAAACAGGUUCAUGAAAGUCCUAAGCAACACCGCGAAGAAAAGGGUUUUAACGGAUACACUAUUGAUUCUGAUUAUUCCCACCACCACCUGAAUUUGAAUCGUGAACAAACUGCUCUUGCGUAUUAUCUCGAAGAUGUGGGUGUCAAUAGCUUCUUAUUUUACUUGCACAUAAAUUUCCCUUUUUGGAUGAAUUCGACAGAAUUUGGAUGGAGCCGCUUCACGAGAGGAGCCCUCUACUAUCUUUUCCAACAGAAUAUUUUGGCACGUUAUCAACUUGAACGAACUGCAUUGGGAUUCGAUGAGAUGGAAUUCCUCAGUUGGGAUCUACCAGUCAAAACUUCUUACCACUCAAACCUUGUAUACCCCAAUGCCGUGCCUUUCCCCAACAGACCAAAAUUCGCGAAGUUACAUGAAUACUUUUUCAACUAUGGACAAUCUGGGUGGAAGUCAAGUCUCCCUGGUUACAGCUACACAUUCGUAAAUGAUUUUGAAAGACGUAUUGUUGAGGCUAUCGAAGCUGGUGCGAUAUGGAGUGAAUCUGAAGGGAGAAUGGUUGAGAUGGGAUCCGAGCAAUUCAUCAAUGUGCUUGGAAAUAUCAUAGAAGGCAAUCAUGAUUCUCCGAACCAUCAAUAUUACGGUUCGAUAUGGUUCUUUGCGCGCCACCUUCUUGGUUAUUCCACUCAGCAAUUGGAUCAGAACGAGAUAUUACCAUCGGCAUUAGAGCAUUUUGAAACCUCAUUGCGAGAUCCAGUAUUCUACGUACUCGUCAAGAAACUUGUUAUGAUUCCAUACCAAAGAUUCCUGCAGCAAGUUCCACCAUACACCAAACAAGGCCUUUUGUUCCCAGGAGUUGAAAUUACCAAAGCUGAAGUGGAUGAUCUCAUUACAUACAAUGAAACAUUCUACUCUGAUCUAGUCAACUCAGUAUUUUACAGCCCAAAAGAAUCAUAUGGCGACUUCCAAGUCCGUGUUGGGCAACCUCGUCUAAACCAUGCUCCUUUCGAAUUUAAAAUUCAUGUGAAAUCGGACAAACCACAAAAAGUCAGCGUGAAAGUGUUCCUUGGACCAAAGUAUGACAGAGAGGGUAGACCAGUUAAAAUUAGCGAUAAUCAUCUCGACUUCUACCAGUUUGAUAACUUUGUUGCUAACCUUCAAGUUGGAGAAAAUGUCAUCUCUAGAAAAUCUGAGGAUAACCUAUUCUUUUCUCCAGAUAAAGUCUCAUACCUUGACCUCUACCAAAAUACUGUAGCGGCCCUUAAAGGUGUCAAAGAUUUCAAUAUUGACCUGAGACAGAAUUGGUAUGGAUUUCCACAAAGAUUUAUGUUACCCAGAGGCAGCGUCUGUGGAACCCCCUAUCAACUAUUCUUUGCCGUUUAUCCAUACAGUAAGGAUGUUAAUCAAUAUACCCAUAAUCUGAAUGCAAUUUUGCUUGAUACCUAUCCCUGGGGUUUCCCACUGGACAGAUCUAUCAAAUUUGAUAAACUCUGGAAUGAAAUCCCCAAUUUCCGUUUUGAAGAAGUUAAAGUCUACUUCAAAGAAGAUGGAUUCUUGGAAAAAUAAAAAGUGUACGAUUUGAGAAAUGCUUGUGAUUAUGUGAAUGAAUAAAUAGUAUCAGUAGCAAGAAA